GUGCAGAGCAAACUUCUGCUUCUGCAGAUGCUGGCUGCACUUCUCCUUUGCACCUCCAAGAGACGGCGCAAUCACCGGGAACAGGGACAUCUCAGAAAGGCAUCCCAAGGGUGGAGCAGGAGCCAGCGAGGCUCAGGACUUGCCCAGCAUUUGCCCACAUGGCCCAGCUUUAUGCUGAUCUGAGGUUUGCCAAAGUGAUGGGAGGCCGGAGCAUGGCCAGCCAGGCGCUGGAGGCAGCCUUUGGCAUGAACGAGGCAGAGAGCCCCUUCGAGAACAUGCAGCCAGCACUGGCAGGGCAGGAUGAGGAUGGAGCAGAGCCCAACCUAGGGUGCUGGUCCCGUCGGUGGUGCAUCCCUGUGGGUCUGCUGGUGACUUGCCUGCUGCUGGUGGCCACUGUGGCCCUGGGGGCUUGCUACUGGCAGGUCACCCGCAGCCUGCAGGACUCCUCCCGUGAGCACAUGGCCGAGCAGGGCCGCCUGUCACAGGAGCUGAGGGUGCAGGAGCAGAGCCUGGAGCACACACAGCUGGAGCUGGCACGGGCCAGAGAAGAGCUGCAGCGAGCGUGGCACGAGGGCAACAUCAGCCAGCUGCAGCUGGACAGACUGAACAUGGAGCUACGUCGCGUCACGGGGGUCCUGAGCAGGACAGAGAGGGAGGUGCAGGAUGUGCAGGGGAGGCUCAACAACAGCGAGAGCACCGUGGCCCUCCUGCGCUCCUGCACAGCUAUAGAUUGCUGUCCUUCUGGCUGGCUGCUGUACAGGGGCAAGUGCCUCUUCAUCUCCUCGGAGAAGAAGACAUGGGAAGACAGCAGAGAUGAGUGUGAGAAGACAUAUUCUCAGCUCCUGGUCACCAAAUCCUGGAGUCGUUGGACUGUGCCGACCUUCCUGAAGAAUGCAGAUGUCCCAUACUGGAUUGGGUUGCAGAAGGGCAGUUUUCCUUGGUAUGACUAUGGCUGGCUGGAGGAAGAGGACCCAGAGGGUGAGGGGGCCUCAGAGGCCUGGUUCUGGGUGGACGGCUCCCUUUAUGAAAGGCCGUGGCAGUCAAAAUCAAAUGGAACCUGUGCCAUAAUAAGCCGUGGGAGCAUCAAACCUGCCCAGUGCACUGGUCCCAGUGACCUGCACCUCUGGAUCUGUGAGAAGGCAGCAGGGCCAAGCCUCCCUUUCAAGUGAUGGUGGCUGCUGGCCCCAGCACUGCUGUGCACCUGCAUCUUGCACUGCCUCUGCUCCACCCUUGCUGCGCCCAGGAUGUCCCAUCCAUUCCAGACAACCACUUCCCUCCCACAGCCCACUGCUCCUGGGCCACCCAGGUCCUUCCUCCCAGGUCCUGAUGCCCCGUGGCCCUUUGCCUCCAGGUGAUGUGCUUUGGCUGAGUGGUAGAGGCUCCACAGCCGACCCCACACCCGCAUGGGACACUUUGGGUCUUGUGAGCACAACGGCUGCUGAGCAGCGGGGAGCUCGAAACUGGCUGCUGAGUGGAUCAAGCACUGAUAGUGUUGGAGCCAUGCCACAUCUCCAGCUGGAGAGAGCUGCGGUGCUGGCAUGUCAGGAGCAGGAGCUGGGGAUAGCACAGCCCCACCCCUACACAGUCCCCUCCCCACAGCAGGAAUUUUCCGCCUGACCCCACCGCAGGAGCAGCUUGACCACGGCUUUUCACCCAGCACUCAACGGCCUCGGCAAAGCCUCAGCACCUAAGGAGGGAAGCUGAGCCCGAACUGGCUGGUGCCUGUGCUGACAUUUGGGGAUUUUUUUUUUUUUUUUUUUUUGCGCUAAUUAGAAAGUAGAACAAUGACCUUUAGGGUUCCAUGGUGUGAUUGCACCUUUCAAAAGUAAAAGUUAACUCACGCACUUGUAGCAGGCUGACGCUUUGCAAGACAACUCAUCGGGGCUUUAAAUAGCUGCUACACACGUGCACAUGUGAAGAUUAAGCAAAGCAGCCCUGAUGUAACACUGCAGCCAGGUGAGAGCACAGGAAGUUAUGUUCAACCAGGCGAAAACGCUCUUGGUUUAUGAUAAGGUUGUGUGUGCCAUAUAUAGUUGAUGAACUGCUGUGUGAGUAAGCUUGCAUGAAGAGCAAAAGGGUGUUAACGGCAGGCUUUUAGGAGGAGGCAUGUGUUCCUCGUCUGUCUUGUCUGCUGGCUAGACUCACUUGAUAGCAAUAAAGAGACACAGUUUGUCUGCUCUUUGUUUUCUUGUACACCACAGCAAACACGGACUCAAGGGCAUGAACCCAAAGAACCUAAAUAAUGAAAGGGAAUUUGUCUGAAGCCAUCUCAAUCAAGAUGGGUGCUUUAGGGGAAUUGAAAUAAUGGGCUGAGCCAGGUUGGUUUGCAGUCCUGGAGGAGUCCCCCAGAAUGCCCAGGCAAGACUGUGCAACCUUCUGGGCCCACAUCUGAUGUGCAUCCAAGAGACAGAACUAGCAGUCUGAGUUGCUGGGACAUUCAGUUUUUAAUGAACACUUUAAAUAAGCUGGGUAUAUAUUACUAGCAAUUAUUAUUAAUAAUAAUAAAAAACACAAAGAAUUCUGCAUUCACCAGUGCAUUGUGCAGGAGGGAGGAAAGCCGGUUCCCACCCUUGCCAGGGGGCCAGGCAGCCUAACUGUGCUGCCCACUGGCCCCAUCCCCAUGAUGCCAGGAUGGCAUCCUGGCCCCUCUGCCAGCAUCCUUCUCCCAAACCUGCGUGCCAGGGAGAUGUGAGGCACUGUUCUGACUCAGCACCCAAUUCUCAGCAUCGGUCAGGUAGGGACAACCCCAGUGCUGGCAAUCCUCCCCGUGCACUGCCCAUAGGCAUUGCCCCUCUACGGUCCCCUGCCCUCUUCUCCCCAUGUCAGGGACUGGUGUGCUCCCCACGCUUGUGGACACACAUGGGUUCACCCACCAGCCCCCCAGGAUCCCCAAAAACACACAUACGCACGCUGACCUCUCUACCCCAGCCCAGGCCCUCUCACCCCCCUGGGUGCAAGGAACUCCCAGUUCUCCCAAGGUAGCAGGCUCAUUAUAUGCCCCUUUGCAAGAUCCCGCAGAAGGGUGAGCCCUUGGGAAACGGGGAUUCUGGAUCCAGGGCUUGAGCCCCGUGGCCCCCGCGGGGGACCAGCCCUGCCGCUUGGGGCAGUGCUCAGGGCAGCAGUGUUAUUGCACUUUGGUCCCCAGCAGAGACCCAGCCCACCUCCAGGGUUCCCUGCAGAUCCCCAAGGCUGAUCCUGGUGCGGUGGGUGCCUGAGUGCCUGGGU
Taeniopygia guttata (zebra finch) is the source of this 3225-nucleotide messenger RNA. Its product is annotated as B-cell differentiation antigen CD72. Gene Ontology annotation, molecular function: transmembrane signaling receptor activity. Gene Ontology annotation, cellular component: plasma membrane. The record is from RefSeq and is a predicted model, not a curated record. NCBI's taxonomy places the organism in Eukaryota, Metazoa, Chordata, Aves, Passeriformes, Estrildidae.